AUGUCUCUAGCAACAUCAAGUACAACCUACAUUGUGAAAUUGACCAAAGAUGGUGCCUGGCAAUGGAACAACACCCCUCCAGUCAAGUUCCUUAGCGAUUACUACACCAAAUUUCCACCAAGCAGCACCCCUGGCUUUUUAGUGGACCUUGGUCCUGAUUAUAAGACUUUGAAAGCAGACUCGAAUACCUGGCCGUGGAAGGUCAUCUCUGUUCAGGACCUCUACACAGACGAUUUUUAUGCGGCAAAAGUCCUCCUUGAGCAGGGCUGGGGCGCGGUAUCCUACGCUUGGGGCGAAUACCUCCCUACUUUCGAUAAGGGCGGUACUUAUCGACCGGUGUUCGAAAGCCGAGAGAAGGAAAAUCUUCCCUUGCCCUACAUCCCCCCAAAUGUUUCGCCUGAUGUGGCCAAAGCUUGGAAUUGGGGGGUUCCGACAGUCAAACAAGUCACCGUGGGUCAGGUGAAAAAGGUUUUCCUUACGCUUGGUAAGCGGUUCGUUUGGUGGGACGUGGUCUGUCUACCCCAAAGAGACUUUUCGCAAGGAUUCGACAAGGACUUGACCCGGGUGCCACCAUAUCUUGGCGCUCCGUGGCUGCCAGAUUUUCUUGACACGAUCUGCAAUCAUGAACUUGAUAAGCAGAAGUUUGUGUAUGAAAAGGCGACCGCCGGAGCCGCAUGGCUUACCCAGAUCGAGUGGGGCUCAGCGACCCUUUCGAAGCUCGAAGGCUUGCUACAAAAUACUCCAAAGCUGCUCGACCUCGACACUGUUCGAACGAUUAUCAAUACACAAGGCCCUGAAAUCAAAGUGAUCACAAAAGACACACCAGUCUGGAAGAUUCUUUCCAAUGUCCUCGGCAGUCCCAGCUUAGGGGUUGCCACAGAAUGGAGGACAGCAAUCGAGGCUUUCUGCGACAAGAUCAACGGCAUUCGAGACUCUGAGGCCUGGUUUCGGUCUUUGUGGUCCUUUCAGGAGGGUAGACUUAUGAAACAACAAGCCUUCCUCGAUAAGCAAGGUCAGAUCUUGCCUCUUGGAACUAGUUACAAUGCUAGUGGCGCUACUGUCGUUUAUCCUAGGACUUUCCUUCAAGUGGGAAAUGACUACAAAGAAACCAGCAGUCCCAAUGCCACUACCGUCAUCACCUUUGUAACUUUACUUGCUAGUCAGAUCUCGCUGGCAUACAACUCUGCAUUUGGUUCUGGGACCGCCGGCAUGCCAAUUCCUCCGCUCGUUGAACUGUGGAACACGCCCAUCAGCGCAACCGACAAGAGGCCAGUUUUGGAACCCUGCCUUCAAACCUUGACGAGUAGUGGACUACUCUAUUAUCCCGAGGACUCGCCUCUGGAAAUUAUUGCUGCUGCCCGACGAUCAAGAUUCCCUAGUCUAUUUGUAAAGGAUGCUUAUUUCGCCUCUACAGGAGUCUUAGGGCUGGUCAAAGUUGAUGAGACCACCGACUAUCGAAUGAAGGAUCCUACAAACUAUUCGGGGCCCAAAAACAAUGAUCAAGCGUACGCUCAAUGGAUCACAGAUACGCUGCCCAAAGCCUUCUUCGAGGCCGUGGUCAAAAAGUAUCAGUGGCUGGCACUCCUCUUGGCUCGAAACCCGAAAGACAAGGUCGCUAAUUGGGGAGCGGUCUCCAUGGGCCACUUCGAACCAAUCACCCCAUACUGCGAAAACAUUCUUGUGGAAAAUGACUUCAAUGUUGAGCGAAGUGACUGGCAAUAUAUUCUCCCACAACUGACGUACCUGCCAGACUCUGACGAGCUCGAGAUCACUUCAGCCAAAGGCUUUACGCAGGAUGUUGCUUUGACCAGCAACAAGAUCCUGACGAGUAUGCCAGCGAAGGGCGUAAAGUGCUACGAAAUCGUCGAGGAUUGGGGUGCGAAGCAGUGCUUCCAAUAUGUAUUAGAUGACACUGCAGUGUAUGUUGAUGAUACUUUUACGCCUGCUGGAAAAGUCGACAUCAUGGGAAAACGCCCAACCAAACCAUCGAAUCCAGUUCGUAUCAAAGAGCUGCUCCCGGCCGCCUUUGGGGGUAAACCCAAGGUCGUUCUCAUCCCAUUUGAGGAACUUGGCUUCGGCCUAAAUGACAAGCUCGUUGGGAAAAUGGUACGAGACCCAUCGCUCUUCUCAAAAAGAUGUCUCCUCAUCGUCGAUUUCUCUGUCGAUCCAAAAGACAACGCGCGCGCCACUGGCACCUUUGGCGGGAUUGUGGACGUCCGGAAUCUCAAAGUGAACUACGGGAUGAUCAACAACAUCCGUUUGAAAUGGCAGUCACCUGUUGUGCCUCCGAAGUAA
Molecule: messenger RNA, 2295 nt
Organism: Bacidia gigantensis
Lineage: Eukaryota; Fungi; Ascomycota; Lecanoromycetes; Lecanorales; Ramalinaceae
Exons: 3
Coding region: 1-2295 (764 amino acids)
Source: RefSeq, a predicted model, not a curated record